Hibiscus syriacus is the source of this 1806-nucleotide messenger RNA. RefSeq names its product trehalase-like. NCBI's taxonomy places the organism in Eukaryota, Viridiplantae, Streptophyta, Magnoliopsida, Malvales, Malvaceae. The record is from RefSeq and is a predicted model, not a curated record. The transcript has 11 exons. Gene Ontology annotation, biological process: trehalose catabolic process. The coding region runs from base 23 to 1738 and encodes 571 amino acids. Gene Ontology annotation, molecular function: alpha,alpha-trehalase activity.
UCUACUUUCACAGACCUCUCCAAUGGCUGCUAAUAACUCGAUUAUAGCUCCUUUCUCAUGUAGUAAAGGCUCACGGCCUGUGAUUCCAACGACCCCUUUACUCACUUUCCUCGAACGUGUCCAAGAAACGGCUUUCCAAACUUAUGGGAGAUCAAAUUUUGAUCCCAAAAACUACGUCGACUUGUCGUUGAAGUUCGACCUUUCAAGCACAGUGGAGGCGUUCGAUCAAAUUCCCAAGACAGAAAAUGGGUUAAUCUCGGUUAAGGAUUUCGAAGGGUUUAUAGGAAAAUGGUUUAAGAGUGCAGGGGAAGACCUUGUGUAUGCCGAGCCGGUGGAUUUUGAACCCGAGCCUCGUGGGUUUUUGCCCCAGGUGGAGAACAGUGAGGUGAGAGCUUGGGCAUUAGAGGUGCAUGGUUUGUGGAAAGAACUGAGUAGGAAAGUUUCCGACUCGGUUCAUGAUAAACCCGAGUUGCAUACUUUGCUUCCACUGUCGGAGCCUGGCAUGAUCGCUGGUUCCCGGUUCAGGGAGGUUUAUUAUUGGGAUUCUUACUGGGUUUUAAGAGGGCUGCUGGCAAGCAAAAUGUACGAGACUGCGAAAUCUAUAGUUACUAAUCUCAUUUCGUUGCUAGAUACAUAUGGUUAUGUACUUAAUGGUGCGAGAGCCUAUUAUACGAAUAGGAGCCAGCCUCCACUCUUGAGUGCAAUGGUUUAUGAGAUAUACAAUAAGACUGGUGAUUUAGAUUUGGUGAGGAAGGCUCUCCCGCCAUUGCUUAAAGAGUAUCAGUUUUGGAAUUCAGAAAUUCAUACUUCGAUCGUCCAUGAUGCUGAGAAUCGUAAUCACUUUGUGAAUCGGUAUUAUGCGAUGUGGAACAAACCCAGGCCUGAAGCUUCAGCUAUUGAUAGACGAUUUGCUUCCAAGUUAUUGAAUGUUGAUGAGAAACAACAAUUUUACCGAGAGGUUGCUUCAACUGCCGAAUCCGGAUGGGAUUUCAGCUCAAGAUGGAUGAGGAAUCCUUCUGACUUUACAACAUUAACCACAACAACAAUUUUACCUGUCGAUUUAAAUAUAUUCAUACUGAAGAUGGAACUUGACAUCGCCUUGUUUGCAAAACUUGUUGGAGAGAAUGCCAUUGCUGAGGAAUUCCUCAGAGCUUCUCAGACAAGAAAGAAGGCGGUUGACUUUGUUUUUUGGAACGAAAACAUGGGACAGUGGCUGGAUUAUUGGCUUAACAAUGGUGCUGAAUCCAAGGAACCUCAUACAUGGGAAGCUCAGAAUCAGAACAAGAAUGUGUUUGCUUCAAACUUUGUUCCCUUGUGGGUAGAUUUGUUCAACUCAGAUGCUUCUCUGGUAGAGAAGGUGAUGAGAAGUCUUCAAAGUUCAGGCCUGCUUUGUGCUGCUGGAAUUGCUACCUCUUUGACAAGUUCAGGACACCAAUGGGACUACCCGAAUGGUUGGGCUCCGAUGCAGCACAUGAUAGUUGAAGGUUUGUCAAGAUCUGCAUCAACAGAAGCAAGAAAGCUAGCGAAAGACAUUGCUGAAAGAUGGAUCAGAGCCAACUACAUUGCCUACAAGAAAACAGGAAAGAUGCAUGAGAAAUAUAACGUGGAAAAGUGUGGCGAAUAUGGCGGUGGUGGCAAUUAUAAACCCCAGACGGGUUUCGGGUGGUCGAAUGGAGUAGUGUUGACAUUCUUGGAGGAAUUUGGAUGGCCGGAAGAUAAAAAAAUAGAAUGCAACUAAUCUUUCGAAAUAGGUUUCGUUCAUAGAACAACAAUAUAUUUGAUGUUCGGGUACUUUUCCAACUUUGU